Portunus trituberculatus (swimming crab) is the source of this 2097-nucleotide messenger RNA. RefSeq lists its product as uncharacterized. The record is from RefSeq and is a predicted model, not a curated record. The coding region runs from base 1384 to 1887 and encodes 167 amino acids. The transcript is spliced from 2 exons. NCBI's taxonomy places the organism in Eukaryota, Metazoa, Arthropoda, Malacostraca, Decapoda, Portunidae.
AUGUGUGGCAGCGGAAGCGGAAGCGGAAAUCAGAAGUGGUUUUGAGUGAUCACGCCUACUCAGUGGCUAUUGAGGGAGGUAUAGGGCCGAUUUGCCAACCAUAAACAGGAAGCCUUGAAAUUUUAGACGAUAAAAGCAAGCGCCUCUGCCCAGGCCUCCUAAGCGACUCCACAACAAAGGGUGCGAUGCACGUGUUACCACCACAACAAAGGACCAUGCCCGCCGAGGACCCUGUCGUGGUGGAGGACGGCUUACUAGCCCUGGAAGACAUAGAGAUUGUUGAGGAGCCUGGUGAGGAGGGCACUCACCCUGUCAUUAUUCAUGGUGAGUCGACCCACAUCAUUGUUAACCUGAUAGAGGUACCAGCUGGCCUCCAUGGGCCCAAGAGAGGAAUGGUUGGGCAGAUGCCAAGGCCUCAACUGUUGGUAGUGGUGACAGGGAAGGUGCCCAGUGAGGUGCAUCUCCUGGGCCUUGGACGUCGAUGUGUGGAGCGAUACACGCCAGAGCCAGAUUUAUUUUGCCACUGCAGUCGCUGGGGACACAAGGAGUGGCGUUGCCAGUCUGCCCCUCGCUGUAAAUACUGUGCUCCAUGGCCCCCAUAAGUCAGUACAGUGCCUGGAUAAGAUCAAGGAGGGCACACCAAAAUUCCUCCUCGCUGCUGUAAUUGUCAGGGUGACCACAACGUCCACUCCACCCUCUGCACCGUCACGCCUCGGCCCCACAGGGAGCCUGCCACUGAUGAGGUGAGUCGGCCCAGACUUAUGUUCCGCUAGGCUCCACCUCCUCAGACCAACGCCUGGGAGACUAAGCCUUCCUUCCUGUCUGCUGCCCCUCACCUGUCCCAGCCUUCCUGCCCCACCACUGGCACUUCGGCCACACCUGCCAUGUUCCCACCAUUGCCGCAGCGCACUGCUACAGUGCCCUCUGCGUCUUUUAAAACAGUGCCCUAGCCUGGGGGCACUCAGGAGGUGCCUGCCACUGACUCCACCCAGCAGCUAAUGGCAGUGGUGAACGCGCUAGCUGCCAAAGAAGACAAUCUUCUGCAACAAUCUCUGCCCUCAGUAGUGAGUUUGGCACUUUCAAGAAGGACCGGCAAAAUACAGUACCCAGUGGGACACCCCCUGUGGCCCGAACCACAUGUCUAGUGAGUAAUGCUAAGCGGGACCAAGUAGAUGGUGACGUGUGCCAGCAAAGUCUGUGUGACCCACCCCAGGAAAAGGACAAUAUUGCAGGGCAGUGUGUGGGUGGGUGCCGUUGCACCCUUUCCGAGGAGGGCUGCACCCACCAAGCCAGUCAAGGGAGCCACGCGACAACCCCGGGUCCCCUCGGGGAUGGCCCCUGCUUUCCCUGCCUCAGAGGGCAAGUCUCCUGAGGCAGACCGUGAUGGAGAUGCCGCUGGUGAAUGGACAUUGGUCAGCCGCAGGAAGAGGCGCUGCUCCAGCCCCCCCCCCUCCAGGCCAGAUUGCUAGCCCCAAGCCAGACCAGGGAUAUCUGAUGUCAGGCCUGCAGACCCUGAUGGAGCAGAUGUCUCACCUGACACAGGAUGUGGACGGCCUGAAGACACAGAUGCAACACCAUUGCAAUGAACGGGCCUUGCUGACCAACCACUCCACCCUGGAGAUGACCCUCCCCGUGCAGUCCGCCCCGGCAGUGCCCAAGAAGCGCCUGACGGUGCCGCCAUCCAGGAUGGCGGGCCUCGUCGUCCAUGUGGUUGCGUGGUACGCUGCCGUGAUAAAUACUUUUGGGAAGUCAGUGCGUCUCCUGGUGUGUGCUGCACCAAAGGGACACACUCUGCGUCAUUAUGUCACAAUCCAUAAUGUCCUCUCAUUGCUAAAUUUAGGCCACAAGACCAACAUGACCUGUAUAGCCUCAUUAACCAUCUCCUAGACCCAGCCACUCUCAGGGAUAUACUCAAGGAAUAUCCUAUGUUUGCUCCCAGACUGUAGGAUAUUUAUGCAAUAAGGUGUGCAAUAUAUUAUAUAUUUUUGUAUUUUUGAUACUCUACCCUUACGUCUUUGUCUUGGGAGUGGGUGGCAAGGUCCAUCCUCCUCAUUUGUUGCAUUUCAUUAUUAACGCAACAAUAAAUGUAUCAAUCAA